Messenger RNA from Drosophila rhopaloa, 1195 nucleotides. RefSeq lists its product as uncharacterized. The transcript has 3 exons. NCBI's taxonomy places the organism in Eukaryota, Metazoa, Arthropoda, Insecta, Diptera, Drosophilidae. The record is from RefSeq and is a predicted model, not a curated record. The coding region runs from base 458 to 1087 and encodes 209 amino acids.
CAGUCUCAGAUUUUGGUGUUUAUAUUCCCUCGAUUGUUGUCAAGGGAAUCAAACGCUAUCGAUCUAUAGGGGGUUCAGUUUUUGAUUGUAACCCCUUGGGCUGUGGCUAUCGCAGGGUAAGAAUUCGGUACUUUAUAAAUGGGUUGUGGACUGCCAUUUUCUUAAAACGAUUCGAGAAUGGAAUGCUUUUAAAAUGCUUACAAUUUUAUAUAGCCUGACAAACCACACAUAUCGAUAUAUACGCAUAUAACUGUGGCUACUUUAGUUGUAAAUAGUUUUUAAUUACUCAUUUCUGAAACAUAUAAAAGAACGUUAACCAAUUAAAUUAAAAUUUAAGGUUGUAAAAUAUAUCACUGAGUACAAACUAUGACACAAGUAUUGCGUGUUUAUUACGACCGCUAUUUUACAAUCUGAUUAAGAAAAAACAAGCCGAAAACAUUUAAAGUUUAAAAUCUAAAUGAAACUUUCGCUAUAUAAGCCACAAAGUUAUCUCAAUGCAAUAGUACUUUUGGCCAAGAUGUUACCACGUUCGUUGCUGCCAAUUAUUGGAGGACUAUGGCUAACCAUUUUAUUAGUAGAUAAUUGCAGUGGCAAGCGAAAGUGGGACUACGAGCCGCUAAGUAUUGAGAGCUUCUCUACGGAUGAAAACUUGCUGAAAAUGGACGCGAAGGUGGAGCGACUUGGUAGGGGAGAAUUUGCCAUUACGGCCACGAUCGAUUUUAAAUACGAACCGGACGAAAAUACUAUGGUUGAAGCAGUGGGCUAUAGAAGCACCUCCGGAGACGAAAACGACUACAAGCUGAUUCCUUUAAGCAUUCCAAAGCAACCCUUCACGGAAUUUAUGAACAGUCACUACAAGGACAUGGUAAUACCCAACCUGGGCGGUUGCUCUAAUAUUAUCCAGUUUAAGGACAAAUUCGAGCCGCCAUGGCCAAUGAAGGUAUACAAUCUAAAACAAUGCGUGGCCGACAGCGAUGGGUUUCCGGACGUAGUGCCCGAAGGUUAUUACAAGGUCAAUUUCACCAUGUCGAAUCCCGUGGAUUGGGGAUUCAUUCUCAUCGUGAAGAUCACGACUAAACUUAUGUGAUAAAUCCACAAAAACAUAUAUGUAAUGCCAAAUUUUAAUCUAUUUGCAGCAUGUAGAAAGUUAGUUGAAUUUAAUGAGCAAUAAAAACGGCAUCAGAGAAAUUUCAAA